Physeter macrocephalus (sperm whale) is the source of this 1101-nucleotide messenger RNA. RefSeq names its product alkB homolog 6 (gene ALKBH6). The transcript has 7 exons. Gene Ontology annotation, cellular component: nucleus. Lineage: Eukaryota; Metazoa; Chordata; Mammalia; Artiodactyla; Physeteridae. The coding region runs from base 113 to 1021 and encodes 302 amino acids. The record is from RefSeq and is a predicted model, not a curated record.
AGAUUGGGGGCACAAGCGUGCUCAGAAUGGAGCGUCUGAAAAGGCUUGAGGCGUGAGGAGGGUCUAUGAGGCCCUCGAAUAUUGUUAGAGAGCCCGGCUCAGGAUUGCAGGAAUGACCGGGUACACGGACUUGAUGUCAAUGGAGGAUCAGGACGCCAGGGUUCCAGCUCUGGAACCAUUCAGGGUGGAGCAGGCACCACCUGUAAUCUACUAUGUCCCUGACUUCAUCUCCAAGGAAGAGGAGGAGUAUCUGCUUCGACAGGUCUUCAAUGCCCCAAAACCAAAGUGGACCCAGCUCUCCGGGAGGAAGUUACAGAACUGGGGUGGGCUCCCCCAUCCCCGGGGGAUGGUUCCUGAGCGGCUGCCACCGUGGCUUCAGCGUUAUGUGGACAAAGUGUCUGACCUCAGCCUUUUUGGGGGUCUCCCAGCCAACCAUGUCCUUGUGAACCAGUAUCUGCCUGGGGAGGGCAUCAUGCCCCACGAGGAUGGGCCACUGUACUACCCGACCGUCAGCACCAUCAGCUUGGGCUCCCACACCAUGCUGGACCUCUACGAGCCUCGGCAGCCAGAGGAUGAUGACCCUACGGAGCAGCCUGCUGGUGCUCCGUGGCACCGCCUACACGCGCCUCCUCCACGGCAUCGCUGCCGCCAGCGUAGAUGCGCUCGACGCCGCCUCCCUGCCGCGCAACGCAGCCGCCUGCCCCUCGGCGCGGGCUGGAGCCCACCUGGUCCGCGGCACUCGCGUCUCGCUGACCAUCCGCCGCGUACCCCGCGUGCUGCGCGCUGGCCUCCUGCUCAGCAAGUGACGCCAGGACCCAGGACCCGCUCGGAUGCCCGAGCUCUCGCCUGCUCUGGACUGCUGGCGCCCAGUGGGCAGAGGCGGUUCCCCCCGGGUUAUUUUCCCAGUACCUGUGAGGGAACCACAGGAAAAGGCCCCAUUCCAAAUAAACCACCAACAAAACAAUCUUACUCUGGUUUUGGACAUUUGGGGGUGGGGGGGGCCAGAUGUUUGGGUUCCUGAGGGGCGCUGCGUCCGGGACCUUAGAUGGACGGUGUGGGCUCCCGAGGUCAGAUGUUCGGGUCACAGAGUGGAGAAGAAUC